CGGCUAGGGACCAGGGGCCGGGGACGAGGGUCCGGCUGGGGACCAGGGGCCGGGGACGAGGGUCCGGCCGGGGGCGAGAAUCCAGAGAAUAAUCCGGGAGCCAGGAACGGCGGCGAGGCCUGCUUGUGUGCUGGGCGGGUGUGGGGGUUCCACGUGAUCCUCCUGCUGCAGGCGCCGUCUCACAACACCACCAGCUGUUUAAUAUGACGAGUCACCCUCGCCUGGGCCUUGAUUGAUGCUUGUUGCACCAUGUUUUGUGUACGUGUUAGUGACCCGUGCAGGCUACGGUGCUGAUGUCCGGCCGGGAGUACAGUGCUAUGAACACCUGCUUGUUUAGCAGGAAGCAGAAAUUAACUUUUAUGGGAUGGUGGUGUGAGGGCCGUCGUAAGAGCAGCUUGGGACUGUGGAGCUGGGGUGACAGCCUUCAGUGUAGAGUAGUCUGGUCAACGUUAGCGAGCCUGGUCCCGUGGACCUCAACAGCUGCUGUUCACACCCUUCAAUCUGACAACUUGUGCAUGUAACAGUGAGGAUGAGCAGCACAGGAGCUAUCCCUAAGGGAGGGGCGAGGCCCAAGCUCAUCAAACCAAGGGACAGUGAUGUCUACGAGAAGCAGGAUGAGAGUGAAAUGCUUGGAGACCCUCUUGAGAAGAAAUUUAUCACACUUAAUGGCUUAGGUUUGGAAAAGCGAGUACCAGCAUUGCACAUAGCUUGGACACAGAAGAGUACCUAUAUCAAGUAUGUUCCACCUCCACUUCCCGAAGAAGGUUUUCUUCCUGCUGGUGCUCGUGAAUCAUGGUUAGAACAGAUGGAGUUUUUAGAACAAGAUUUACGAAAUCUACUUAGUUUGCCUCAUCACAAAUUCUGGUCUCAAAUGGUGUAUGACCCAGCAGUCCAUGAAUGUUUGGAAUCAUAUAUCACCAACAGUUACAGAUGGUACGAUGGUGAUAUAUUGGAAGAUUACUCCAGGCCUCUUGUUGAGACUCUACAUCAUCUGGUGUUUUUAAUAUAUGUUCGUAUGGCAACUUACAAAGAGUCUAAGACAUGUCAUAUAACUCCAUCAAUAUUUGGAGAUAUUAUUUAUGAGCACUUCAUGUUUGACAUAUGCAAGCUGCUAGAUCUGUGUAUGUUGUUUGGUCCUGCCAAUGGCCAGUUAUUGGCUAAAAUGAUAAAUAAUAUUUUCACUCGGCAACCCAAAUAUUAUGAGGAUCUUUCACAAGCAGUGUCUUCCAUAUGCAUGGCUUUAGAGAAGGUUGAAGAUAAGCUGGGUGUGGCCGAGUAUUAUGUUCCUGUAGCUCUUGGAGCACCGAUUGAAAAUUUGUCAAUAUCAGACCUUCAUGAUAUGAUCAUUUACUUAAUAGAUACAUUCUCCUCUAUACAAAUGCUUAUCACAAUCCAUCCACCCGCAGCUAAAUAUUUUCAUGAUGUGGGAUUUGAGCUAAGAAUGGCAUCUUGUUAUGAAAGAGUCAUUCCUGCUCUAAUAGAUAAUGUGAAUGAAUGCUGCAAUGACCCAGAGUGGAGUCCUAAGAUUGCAGAAAAAAUACAGUUGACCAGAUCUUCAAUUCUCAUGGCGUUUAGAGCCAUCCUUCACCACAAAUGCCUUGCACCUCUAUCGGUUGAAUGCCCUCCACCAGUGCUUGUCGGGGAGUGUGUUGAGAAAUUUAUGCAGGUGAUGUCCACGUGUGUUGGAGACAAAACAUUCAUCACCGACUAUUGUUCAACAUAUCCUAUCACUAAGGACUUGGAAUUUUUUCAGCAACAUGGUGGAGACAUAACGAGCCUAAGCUUCAUCAAAGAGGCUGUUGACAUGGUGCUUAAAGAGAUGGGGCUGGCGUCUGGCAUGACUAACCUCACUCUGAAUGAGGUCCAACACACAGAAGUAAAGGAGACUGAGGGUGACACAAGCGGAAUGAAUGGAUAUGCACAAGUUGGAUCAGCAGUACCAAAUCAUAUUGAAUUAGCUUCUUUGGUGUCCAAUGUCCAAGACCUGUUGCCAGAGCUAGGAGCUGGUUUUAUCCAAGAAUGUCUGAAGUACUACUGCUAUUCCACGGAAGAUGUUAUUCAUGCUCUCCUAGAAGGAAGCCUGCCACCUUCAUUGGUCACUCUGGAUCGCUCUAUGCCUGCUCAAGUGGAACAGAAGCCCUCAUCCCCGCCAUUGCCACCCUCAACGGAGGAUGAUACCCAGACAAAAGGAGUCCAACAGACAGACUUCAUGGAUCGGGCAAAUGUGUGGAAUAAUGAUGAAUUUGAUGUGUUCAGUAGAUCAGAUAUUGAUAAGUCGAAGGUCUAUAAAGGCAAGAAACCAAAACACAUUGAAACGUUGGGAACAGAUAAGGAAAGCAUAGAUAAGAUUAAAGAGAUUGCAAGAAAAUAUGAUGAAAGAGGAGGUACGAGUAUAUACGAAGAUGAAUUUCGUUAUGAACCUGAUGAACACAGUGGUUGGACUUACGACGAUGAAUAUGAUGACACCUAUGAUGAUAAUGAGGCAGGAAAUAUUGAUGACCUUGGAGUAGAAAAGGCUGUCAAGAGACGCCCUGGAAUUAUUGGAGCUGGCCGCUUGAACACUCAAAUAGACUAUGCAUAUGCGGAUGAAUCUCCAGAAGAAUCUGAUAAAGAGGAGACUAGUAAAGGUGUUGAAGAUAAAGAAGACUCGUCUCAGAAAGGCCCUAAAGAACAGGUCAGUGUUAGACCCAAGAGCAAAGGUGGCACAAGAGGCGUACAACGGAUAUUUUCUAACUCGAGCAGGAGUAAACAACACACGCCGACCCCAGAGAGAGAAAGCAGUGAAGAAGCAGGCAAGGAUAGUAACACACCAUUCCAAACUGGUUUUAGAUCUUUCUGUGAAGAUCCAGCCAUAAUUCGACAAAGAGCUGAGCAGAGGAGACAAGAGAGAGAUGCACUUCGUAACAGAGGAAACCGAGGAAGAGGUGAGCCGUUCAGAAGAGAGGAUAAUUUGACAAAUGGCACUGAUGGAGAGAGGCCUGGCACAAGGCAGAAGUUCUCCCAAGCUUCUAAUAGGAACAGUGGAAAAGGUUGGCGCCAGGGUCAGGGUGGUGGUGGUGGUGAUGAUGACAAUAGAGGAUAUCGUGGAGGCAAAUAUAAAGAAGACACGAAUCACGGGAAAGCACAAAGUCAACAGUAUCGUCACAAGAUGAUGCACAAGAAUGAACAUAAACGGCAUGGGGCUCAGACCAAGUUUAACAAAAACAGUUAAGGUUGAUGCUGUCUAUUCAGCUGGUAUAUUCUGAAAAUUUUCUUCUACAUGCAGAUAGCUCAACCUUUGAGUCUGCUGCUGUUGUUACCAACUUAUUAUCUUCCAAAGAUAAUUGAUUUUUUUACAAAAAUGUUUAUAUUACUUUCUCUUGAUAAAGUAUAUUUAUUGGCCAAUGACUGGCUUCUGUUUUGCUGAGGAAUGACUUUGAAAUAGAUUGUGAUAAAGCUAUGUAAAAUGAAUAAAAUUUGUUGCUUAA
Procambarus clarkii (red swamp crayfish) is the source of this 3467-nucleotide messenger RNA. Its product is annotated as activating signal cointegrator 1 complex subunit 2. NCBI's taxonomy places the organism in Eukaryota, Metazoa, Arthropoda, Malacostraca, Decapoda, Cambaridae. Gene Ontology annotation, biological process: regulation of DNA-templated transcription. The record is from RefSeq and is a predicted model, not a curated record. Gene Ontology annotation, molecular function: ubiquitin binding.